GGCAGCGACUGCGCGCUCUCCUCCCUCACGUCGGCCACCACCGCCGCCUCCGACAGCGACGGCGACGCGGAGGCGGACGCGGCAGGGGCCAAGCCGCGGGCCGCCCGCCAGUGGAGCACCUUCUCGGACGGCUCGGUGUCGCGCAGCACGCCCAACCUGUGGGAGGCGGAGGCGGCCUACUGCCGCGCCGGCCUGCCGGAAGCGCCCGCCGCCGGCUACGUCACGGUCGCCAGCGCCCCCUACGUCCGUAGGGGCAGCCUCGACGGCUGGCCACACACUGUCGCAGCAGCGGCUGCCGCACCGGCCAUCCCCGCAGGGUACACCCAGAUGGGCGCCAACAACGAGCUGGUGGCUGUGGCAGAACUGAAGACACCGUCGGCCGCCCACAACCUCAACGACAACGGGACGGGUAGGGGCUACGUGCCGCGGUCCGCGGAAGCUGCCCCGGCGGCCGCCAAGCAGCAGCUGGUGCUGACUCCGCUCACCCAGUGGGCGCCCAACCACGGCCACAACAGCACUGUGCCUUACGUCACCGCCGCCAGGCCGCAGCAGCAGCAGAACGUCCCCACCGCGUGGCCGUCCAUCCGCUGCGAGAUGCCCACUGCCGCCGCCACUGCAGCGCCCACCACAGCCAGAGGCUACGUCAGCGUGGACAACCUGCCCCCGCCGCCAGCCAGUUCCGCGCCCUCCGCCCCCGGCGCGUCGCCGACCCCGGCGGGCUACGUCGUCUGCAGCUCGGGCCGCCCCCCGGACGGCUACGUCACGGCAGGCCCGCCCCCGCCUGCGCAGACGCCCACGCACCACUGCAAGCCCGGCGGGGCGUACGUGCUGCUGGGGGAAGCGGCGGGUGCGGGCAGACUGCCGCCCCCGGCUGCCGCCCCCGCGCGUGGCUACAUCUCCCUGCAGCAGCUGGAGAGGACUUAAGCCCAGUAGGCGCCCUGCGCGCGACCAGAUCUGUUAGCUGGCUGCCAUAGCCUCAAACUUGCUCAAUUAUCAGUUCAGUGAAACCCGCAACUUCCGUUGCCCGCUAACUGCAGAUUUUCUUCCGCACGAGAAUCGACGUCAGUUAAGUCGCUGCUCUCUAGAGUUAAGACACCUACAGCUUUCCCCACCCUAUUCGACAGCCCACUGGAAGAGCACACGUGUAUAGGUUUCACUGUAUGUAACUGAAGCGUCGGCGUCAGUAGAGGGCGAUUAGAACAACACACACGAGAAGCCUGUGAAGUUCAAACCCGCCGGUAGUUGGCCGCUGAUUGCCAGAGUAGAAAUUUACGUAACUACGCAUGAUAGGAGUAACAAUGCGGGAGUACAUGUAAUACACAGCCUUUUAGUACAAUUCAAUUUACUGGCUGCGCCUUUAGUUUGUGGUUGAUCCGCAAAGACAUUUAAUCACGAAAGAUAGACUUUUGAUCAGGAAGAAAACUGGCGAUUGACGCCACGUCCACAGGAAUAAAGAAGGCAGCCAACUGCUAAGCGAAUUUAGCUUUUUUAGCUUAUAUUUUUAUCGUAAGUUCAUAGCUUUACCGAGAGUUGCUAAAGUAGCCACAAUUUCUGUUAGUUUGUCUCACAAGGUGAAAGACUUUUCAUCCCACAAGAGUGUAAAUUAUAGAAGUUCGUCUAUGAUAAGAAAAUAUUCUGUGCCUCUAUAAGAUGCUGAUACAAAGGUAUAGAUUGUUGACUGGUUACGAGUUAACUGUCAAAUAAUUGAUUCGUGGUAUGUGUACAACUAAAUAUAAAUACUAAGAGCACACACUGUGUGAAAUCUGCGUUUGUGUGAAUACUGGCCCAUUCUUGCUUAUUCUGCUUCAUUGUAUGUGUCUGCAAUAUGAGACUGUAUGUGUACCUGUAAGUAUUUGGAACAUUUCCGUGUUUGUGGUUGUCUCCUCACUGUGUGUGUGUGUGUGUGUGUGUGUGUGUGUGUGUGUGUGUGUGUGUGUGUGUGUUUUAGAAUGUUGAAACUGUACCUGUGAUGAAUAUUAAUCAUGUAUGGCCACUUCUGGAUAUGAGUGUAUACUGUGUUUUAGUUGUAUAAAACUAGUGACUUUCUCAAAAAAAUGAGGUAAUAUUAAUAAGUCAUUCUUCAUCAGCUGCUAAAAAGUGCCUUUUUUGCAGUUCUUUAUUAAGUGCGUAUAGUGUGUAUUUCACCACAAGAUGUACCGAAUACGUAUAAAAAAUAAGUUUACAUUACCAAUGCAAAAAUGUAAUCUUUUUGUUCAAUAAUCGUUUUAUCUGUAUCACUGCUCAACUACUAGUUAAAUCUUCUGCAUCUGUUAUCGACUGAAGUUGUACCUCAUCACAAGGCAAAGUAAAAUUUUUAUCAUUCAAAUAUAAAUUGUCCACUUUUAUGUUAUACACAUAGGAAGUGUGAUAUAUUAAAUCACUUUUAAUGGCACAAAUUUAAAGUUCUAUUUUUUGCUUAUUCUGUACAAAUACAGAUUCGUAAUCAAACUUGUCCUUCUUGUAUAAUUGCCUGUACUGCUUAUAUUGUGAAAUGGGUACAAAAUAAACCUGUCCACAAAAGUCCACUAUUUGACAGUAGUAUGUGUAUUUUGUAAAACUGAUGCAGUGUUGUAAAAACCAAAUGAAGAACAAAUAAAAUUACCGCCUGUACCUUGACUAAAAUUUAGUUUCAUGCUUACUAGAGAACAUUACUUGAUCACAGAACCUGGUGUUGUAUUCAUACUGCUGUUAUAGUCAUAUGAGAUUAUGUUUUAUUUUUGUUUUUAUUGUAUAAGCAAAAGCAGAUAUACACUAGCAAUUGUUAUCUCUGUAUAUAUUUUGGUACCGGUACUUUUUAAGAUGUAUGUAAGCCACUGCAAUAAAUUGUGUGAGUCAUAAUUGUA
This is a messenger RNA of Schistocerca piceifrons (Central American locust), 2843 nucleotides long. RefSeq names its product protein transport protein sec31-like. The coding region runs from base 328 to 924 and encodes 198 amino acids. The transcript is spliced from 3 exons. The record is from RefSeq and is a predicted model, not a curated record. NCBI's taxonomy places the organism in Eukaryota, Metazoa, Arthropoda, Insecta, Orthoptera, Acrididae.